CAUGUAUUGGGCUGUUGUAAGCUUUAACAAUGUACUCAUAAGAACACUAAAUUUUGAAGGUCAGUCAUGUCAUUACAUCAGAAAAUUUCAAGGGCUCCCUAAUGCAAAUUUCUUGUGUUAUUCAAAUGACACUCCCAGUUACUGAUUAAGUAACACUUUAGUAGACCCAGUCUUUCAUCCUUACUCGUAGUAUAAUGCUUGAUUUAAUAAUUUGCUUCAUUGCCGUUAAAACAUCCUGCUUCGGUCUGGCCCCCGGGCAGUAUCACAGCCCACACACAUAAAAUGAAAUUUUGUAUGGCGCAUAUAUAUUUGGUGCCCUCUUGUGCCGUAUUUAUGUGUUCAAGUAAUAAUAAUAUAAUACUCUAUAAUAGGUGGCAGUUACUAGAUAGUCAGAAAACUAGUGGCUACAUGGUUUCUACUUAAAAUUGAAGGGAUGCUGGCACGAGAAAAAGUCGAUAGAUUUCGUCUCUUCAUAUCACCCAUAUUUCGUUCAUUCAACCCUUAAGGUUUUCAUUGUUGGUAGAAACCUUCUACAACGCAAACAAUAAAAGGGAAAAAGGGCGAACUUCAGGUAAAUGUCUUUUUGAGAGAUCGGUGUGACUAUACACAACAAUGCAUCAAAUCAUUAUCUUUUUCCCAGACUGGGAUAAAUACUGGAGAACAAUAAACUAAAGCGGGUUGAGCGUCAUUACCUAUCAUUGUUGGCAGAGUUUUAGAAUAAAAGUUAUAUCACCUAGAUGAUUCUGUCAACUUGGGUUUCGCAGAAAUGCAAGAUGUAUACAGCUGGGUAAAAUAUCCCAAAUUUAGACUGUACGAAACUCCUACUUCUCCAGUUGUCAAGUAUGUUAUUGAUUCAAAUAUGUAUAAAUAAGCUUAACCAAAGUAGAGUCGUUUCCAUCAACCAGUGCUUCGACACCUAGUAACGAUGCAAUCUAGGACGAGUAAGUUUAGUUUGAGGCCGAAUUUAGUUUGACAGCAUACAAUGAUGGCAUGAGAUUGUAGAGUCCUAGCGAAGAAAGUCAGGAAACCAUAAAUAAUACUCAAACGCAAAUCAUUAGCACUGGUGGCGCGUGAUGAUAAGCGAGAAGGGUUGAUUAUUAGGAUGGAAGAAUUAUUAAGAGUUGAGUGAGGGGUUUUGUCGUGAUUAAGAUAACCUCAGGCGCUGACAAGGGUAUACGGGUAGUUGCUACUUCCCAGCUGUCCAUACCGUGGAAGGAUAUUCCCUCUUGAGACCUGGAAAGAAGGCUGAGUUGGUGAUGGGCUUAGUGACCGGGCAGUGUGACCACAGAGUCCAACAACUGCUUGUGGCAGGUCACGCACGUAAUAUUUUAAUAUUAUCGACAACUGUUUGUGCAGAAUUCGCUGAUGAAUCGUCUUCAUGUAAACCACUUUAUUAUGUUGGGUGCGCAGAUAGUUUGGUUGCUCUUGGGAAUUAAAAGGGAGCUCCCGAAGUAGUUGGGCGGUACAAAAGUGAUUUGUUGAGUCUUGCAAAGUGUUGAUUGUUUUACUUGUUUAUUCUUGAUAAAAAUGGACAAAUUGGUGUUAGUUUUGAGGAAGGUAAAAGUAUUAGUUACGAGACAUGUCAGUGGGGUAAUUUUGGAGAAAAUCCGCAUCAUUUACGCCGGGCUGCGGAAAAGUGAUAAUUUGAUGCAUUGUCGCUUAUAUUCACAACGACUUAUCGUAAUGAUUUUCCCCAAAGUUCGCCUUUAUUCCCCUUUUUUGUUUACUUUUUGUUGUUAGAGCUGCGAGCUGAACAUAUUAUAUAACCCGUAAAAAGGACUUUUUCCCAUUUAAUCCGUCGAGCUGUAUUAAAAUAAGUAGAUUAGAUAAUGGUUUAACUAAACAGAAUACUUUUGUUUGUUCUGCCGAAGGACUUUUUGAUUUCGUCUGAUUCGCGAAUAUCUGGUAUUGGACACUUAUUUGUAUCAGCUGUAUUUUUUAAUACCAACCUGCAUUAGUGACAUGGUGCUAGCAGUUGAUGCGUCACUUUAUUAGCCACUAAUGAGUUUACAGACACAUUUUAGUUACUUCGGUGGUAAUGUUAGUCCCCACAGAAUAGCUGCUUAACAAAGCAGUUUCUAAACUUAUCUACUACAUAAUCAGUGAUUCCGACUCGUGAUCGAUCAAGUAUUUCAUAAUCACUUAAAAGUCAAGCUUAGCCAGCGCCUUGACAAGUACAUACUUUUCUCAAAGAAGCCUCUCGAUAUUUGCGCCUAUAUACAUAAAGUCAGACGUUUUCAUUAGUAGUCUAGCAAUGGAGGGGAAUAAAACAGAUUUUCAGGAGGUUAAUAUACUUAACCCAUUUCUCAGAUUCUAUUUGGUUUGAUAUUCGUUUAUACUGAAUGUUUUUAAGAUAAACAUUUUGGUGAAUUUUCCUCUUUUUAAUUGUGGUAAGACUGACUUAUUUUUUCCAGAUAAUUUUGGGAUCGAAAUAUGAGCAAAGAUCAUAAGCCACGCGUUCGCAAACGGGCAACACAUAUUGUAACUGAUUCGAGGCCACGGCAUAAUUAUGGAAGUGAGAAACCACUGUUUGUCUAUUCAUGUAUCUGUGGCCAAAUGUCACUGAUAAUUGACUGUCUAGUAGAGAAACUACCAAGGCGUCCUAGAGAUGAUGCUAGAGUUAUUGAUGGAUCCAAACGUGCUCAUAAAACAACAGCCACGGCCGUUAAUCCACUCGCUCCAAUUUAUAUACGUUGGCCAAAUGGGAUAGAGAAGCAGUUCCGCAGGUAUUGCAAAAGCUGUGGAUUACCAAUCUUUUAUCGUCACAGUGCAGAAAAUUCAACGACUGAAUUUAUUAUAAAGAAUGCAUUAAAACUUCAAGAUGAUCAAGCUGCAUUAUCUGCAUCUAUGUUAUGUCCGAAACGACCAACUGCUGCGAAGCAUAUUGAUGAAAGCUCUGCUAAUGCCAGAUUACUUGAAGCAUUAGCUGCUGAGGCGGCUGCCCUACAGCAAAAUGAAGCCUCGAAUAACGCACCAUUGCGUCGAAGUGUUCAACAACAAGAAACUACUCAAGGCAUUGAUACCGCUGUCACUGUUUCUACUAUUGAAGAUGAAGAAGAGGAAGCCGAAGCAAAAGAGAUAGCAGAUUCGUAUGCAGCCAAUGCUCGUGUCAUUGAACAAGAAAUGAUUCGACGUGGCAUCAUAAAACGCCGUUUGGUUGAUGAGGCCAAUGAAGAGGCUCAACAAAGGCGAAUUCGAGGGACGUUAAUUGAAAAGCAAUAA
Molecule: messenger RNA, 3222 nt
Organism: Schistosoma spindalis
Lineage: Eukaryota; Metazoa; Platyhelminthes; Trematoda; Strigeidida; Schistosomatidae
Source: the annotation of a GenBank genome assembly